CUUAUCUGACACGUCAGUGUUGUUUUUGGGAGAGUGGCGCAAAGAGCAAAGAAUGAUGACAAACUGUCAAACGUGCAAAAAGAAGAAUUCGAAAGAACGAUAAAAACGAAAGAAAAUCUACCAAGGAAUUAAAUUUUUUUUAUAUAAAAUUAAUACAAAUUAAAAUAAUAAAAUAGAAAAUAAGUAAUUAAAAUCAACACGAAGAACUCAUCUUGCGUGGCAUACAAAUAAGCCAUUGUUGUAAUACUGCUGUUUGCUUUAGCUGGAUUAAAAUUUUAAGAAAACAAAAUAUAUUUAGCAAAAGAAAAAAACAAAUCAACAAAUUCAGAAAAUGAAAGGCUUUUGUAAUUUGCUGGGGGCCAACAUAUUGUUGUGUCUCAUCUGGGCGUGCACAGUGCAGUCGGUGGAGUUCACAUUUGAUUUAGCCGAUGGAGCUGAAGAUUGUUUCUUCGAGGAAAUUAAACGCAAUACCACCGCCUAUUUAGAAUUUCAGGUUUCCGCUGGUGGUCAAUUAGAUGUCGAUGUUAUGCUCAAGGAUCCCCAGGGACGCAUAAUCUACGAACAGCAAAAGGCCACCUUCGACAGUCACCAGUUUGUAGCCGAAACGACAGGUGUUUACACCGCCUGCUUUAGCAAUAAAUUCUCCACAUUUUCCCACAAAUUCGUUUAUGUUGACUUCCAAGUGGGAGAAGAACCCGCCUUGCCCGGUGUCGAUGAUCAUGCCACGGUGCUGACACAAAUGGAAACCUCUUCUCAGUCCAUACACAAAUCCUUAAACGAUAUCUUGGAUGCACAAACACAUCACCGCCUCCGUGAGGCUCAAGGCCGCAAAAGGGCCGAGGAAUUAAACGAACGUGUCAUGUGGUGGUCAUGUGCUGAAACUGCCGCCAUUUUAGUCAUUGGCAUUGGCCAGAUAUUAGUGCUACGUAAUUUCUUCUCAGAUCGUAAGCCCAGCCAGGCACGAUAUAACCGUUUGUAGAAGCAGUAGUUGCCGUAUGGAAAAAAUGUUCUAUAAUAAAAAUUUUUAUUUUAAAUUUUUUGUUCAUUUGUUAAAAAAAGAAUACCUCUUAACAAAUUGUUUGUAUUUUAGAAAAUACAUCCACUUAAUGUAUUUUAAAAAAAUUUCUCCUCUUUCAUGUUUCUCAUUGAAUCCUGCUAAACCUCAAUAAUUCCUCAAAUCAUUUAAUAAUUCCAAAAAAUUUGAUUUUUUUUCGUUUAGUUAAAAAAAUAAUCUUAAUAAACUUGAAAAACAAAUCUUCGA
Lucilia sericata (common green bottle fly) is the source of this 1261-nucleotide messenger RNA. RefSeq names its product transmembrane emp24 domain-containing protein 7 (gene p24-1). The record is from RefSeq and is a predicted model, not a curated record. The coding region runs from base 332 to 979 and encodes 215 amino acids. Gene Ontology annotation, biological process: endoplasmic reticulum to Golgi vesicle-mediated transport; intracellular protein transport; Golgi organization. The transcript is spliced from 2 exons. NCBI's taxonomy places the organism in Eukaryota, Metazoa, Arthropoda, Insecta, Diptera, Calliphoridae. Gene Ontology annotation, cellular component: endoplasmic reticulum; Golgi apparatus; endoplasmic reticulum-Golgi intermediate compartment.